Molecule: messenger RNA, 854 nt
Organism: Galeopterus variegatus (Sunda flying lemur)
Lineage: Eukaryota; Metazoa; Chordata; Mammalia; Dermoptera; Cynocephalidae
Product: chromosome unknown open reading frame, human C1orf162
Exons: 5
Coding region: 1-429 (142 amino acids)
Source: RefSeq, a predicted model, not a curated record
AUGGGAAGCAAUACCUCCACACCUAAACCCGCCACUGGCAGAAGAGCCAACCUCUCCACAGUAGCCCCAACGAUCAGCUCUGCACCCUGUCUCUCUAACCAUCCUAACAAAGAACAUUUAAUCUUGGCCUUUUUUGUCGGGGUUCUAUUGACGCUGAUGCUGAUGGCCCUUGUCUUCCUCAUCAUAAAGAUCUAUAGAAAAUCACGUGUGGCAGGUCACUCCAGUCCCCAGACCCUGGAUCCUCACUCAGAUCCUCGAGCCGAGCUUUCAUCCAUCCCAGAGGAGUCACUUACCUACACCAGCAUGGCUUUCAAAAUGUCAGAAGAAAAGAGCAAUCAUUUGACUAAGAACCAUUCUGCAGACUUAGACCCCAUUGUCUAUGCUCAGAUUAAAGUGACAAACUCACCCUGCCUUUCCAAUGAGCCAUGAAUUCAGUUCCUCUCAUCUCCAUCUUCAGACAUCACUUUUCCUUUUUUACAAAUUUUGGACACAACCUAUGUGAAACUGCAGUCAGAAUUAUUUGUGUGAUCUGGAAAUGUUUUUUGUUUGUUUGUUUGUUUUGUGGCUGGCCAGUGUCCUUAACCAGGAUCCAAACCCUUGACCUUGGUGCCACAAAGCCGUGCUGUAACCAACUGAGCCAACUGGUGAUCUGGUAAUGUUAUCUGGAAGUUUUGAAGACCAAUGGCCAGUGUUUUUCCUGGCCAGAGAAAAGAUUGCUGACCCUUCCUCUGAACCGGCAGCCUGUUAGCCCCUUGAGCGCUGAGACUGCCUCCAAAGCAUGUGGUUCAGAGCUCAGUGCACAGAAGAGCAUUCACCCAGAGUCACUAAUCAACUUGGGAGGAGUCACCCAAAUG